Molecule: messenger RNA, 1307 nt
Organism: Sinocyclocheilus grahami
Lineage: Eukaryota; Metazoa; Chordata; Actinopteri; Cypriniformes; Cyprinidae
Product: butyrophilin-like protein 2
Exons: 6
Coding region: 25-1233 (402 amino acids)
Biological process (GO): immune response; positive regulation of T cell proliferation; negative regulation of T cell proliferation
Cellular component (GO): external side of plasma membrane
Source: RefSeq, a predicted model, not a curated record
AGAGAUGAUCGUAACAGUCUGAACAUGGAGCUGCUUAUGUUCAUGUUUGUGACUGUAAUUCCACUUAUAUCGGACGGGUUGAUUGUAAAAGGUCCCUCUGGUCCUCUGGUUGCUCCUCUGGGAUCCUCAGUGGUUUUGCCCUGUUCUGUUGAUGAACUUUUAUCAGUGGAGGGUCUGGAGGUGGAAUGGAGAAAAACGGGCUCAGAGACUCUGGUUCAUCUGUAUCAGGAUGGUGAGAGUCGAGCAGAAGCCCAGCAGCAGGAUUAUCACAAUAGAGCUCAUUUCUUUACUGAAGAGAUUCAACAUAAAAACUUCUCCCUCCGUUUGGACGAUCUGAGAGCUGAAGAUGAGGGAUUGUAUAAAUGUACAGUUUACAGUCAGCAAGAGUCUGGUGAGACUGUGGUUCAAAUAAAAGUUGAUAAUGUUGAGCGUUUGCUAGUAUCAGGAUCGAGUCGCUCCAUAUCUGCGUCUGUGGGUGAAGACGUCACUCUGAACUGCUCUGUAGACUCUCACAUCCCACCCGAAGACUUUGAGGAGGUUUCAUGGAAGAAAAUAGAUGAAGAUAUUCAGGUUCUGCUCUACCAAAACAAUGAGGCACAUUCAUCAAAUGAGCGAUACAUAGACAGAGUUGAGCUCUUCACUGCUGAAAUCCCCAAAGGAAACUUCUCUCUCAGACUGAAGAGCAUCAGAACUGAGGAUAAAGGAGUUUACAUGUGUGAGGUGUUUGCUGGAGGACUUUCAGCCAAUGCAACUGUAGUACUGGAGCAACUGGGUUUCUCUGCUUCACACAUAAUGGUGCUGAUUCUCUGUAUUUCUGCGUCUGGAUCUGCACUCCUGCUCUGCUGCCUGAUCUACUGCAGAUCUCCUACUAAAGGUUUAUUUGGCCAGCAAACAUAUGGCCAAUAUUUUUAUCUGGGAUCUUCAGUGGUUUUGCCCUGUCAUGUUGACGAAUGCUUAUUAAAGAAAAAACUGAAGGUGGAAUGGAGAAGAAAAGACACUAAGACUCUGGUUCAUCUGUAUGAAGAUGGUGAGAGUCGAUCAGAGAAACAGCACCAGGAUUAUCAGGAUAGAGCUCGUUUCUUUACUGACGAUAUUGAACAUGGAAACUUCUCCCUCUGUCUGGACAAUCUGAGAGCUGAAGAUGCUGGAGAAUACAUAUGUAAAGUUCACAGUGACCUUUUUACAGUCACCAGGACAGCAGAGACAAGUUUGGAACCACGUAAUUCGAAGUGAAAGGUUCCUUUGAUGAUCAGAUCGUUCCUCUUGGAGGUUCAGUGGUUUUGCCCUGUCAGGUUGACGGAAGCUUG